Caenorhabditis briggsae is the source of this 1887-nucleotide messenger RNA. RefSeq names its product Protein CBR-ACL-4 (gene Cbr-acl-4). Lineage: Eukaryota; Metazoa; Nematoda; Chromadorea; Rhabditida; Rhabditidae. Bases 1 to 1887 code for a protein of 628 amino acids. The record is from RefSeq and is a predicted model, not a curated record. Gene Ontology annotation, biological process: triglyceride biosynthetic process. Gene Ontology annotation, molecular function: glycerol-3-phosphate O-acyltransferase activity. Gene Ontology annotation, cellular component: endoplasmic reticulum. The transcript has 8 exons.
AUGCUCGGAAUUGAGCAUCUGCUCUUUCUUUUUACAACAUUCGCCUUCCCACCAGUGGCAUUGACGGUUCUGCUAUGCAUCAUACUGGCCACGUUUGGAAAAUCGCUUGGGUUGCGGCAGAUGUACGUCGACACUCUCAUUCACAUCUUCGAGUGGGGUGCGCGCCAAAUCAAAACGACUGAGAAAAUCAAGAGGAAAGAGAGCAACGUGAAUUCUCCAUUCUUCAUCAAUAAGCUUGCUGAGCAGGAAUUCGAGGAUCACGAUGACUUGAGAAGUUUGGAAACCCCGAGAUUCGAGGCCACCGAGCCGAUUACGGAUGACGAAUUGGAUAUUCGUAGUGAGACUGAAAGCCACGAUUCUGGAGAAGACUUUCCAUCUGUGGACUCAGAUGGCGAUGAGUCUUGCCUGAAGAGGAAAUUCGGGUCCACCACCAGUCUCGCUUCCGUCGGUUCGUGCUGCAAUCUUCGUAAUCGGAGGUCAUCGGAAAGCAGCACAUUGGGAAUCAUCAAACGUGAAACUCAAAUCUAUUUGGACGACAACUUUGCCGACGACAUUCCAGACGAGGUGUUCGUCAGAUCUCGAGGAUGGGCUGCGAUUCGGGAUUCGGUGGACUUUGUGAAAGCUGGCAUGGAAGCUAUUAUCGAGGACGAAGUGACCAGUCGCUUCGAGGCCGAGCAGUUGGUGAGCUGGAACAUGUUGACCAGAACAAGCAUUAAAUUUUAUCAGUUCGUCAACUGGAAGUUGAGUGCUCUCUGGAUCAUUGGGUUCUUGUUCCGCUACUGUGUCAUGUUCCCACUCCGCUUCACAAUCUUCUGCAUCGGACUCGUCUUCCUCAUCAGCUCCACCGCGCUUAUUGGUCUUGUGCCAGUUGGAUCAUGGAAGAAGAAACUCAACCAUAAGUGCAUGCUCAUCUGCUACCGGAUCCUCUCCAGAAGUCUCACAGCCGUAGUUUACUUCCACGAUGAACACUACAAAGCCGAGAGACAAGGAAUCUGUGUCGCCAACCACACAUCCCCAAUCGACGCGCUUAUCCUUUCUAUCGACAACGUCUACGCACUGAUUGGACAGAAGCAUGAUGGUCUGCUUGGCAUUGUACAACGAGCACUUUCUCGUGCAUCGAGCCACAUUUGGUUCGAGAGGAGUGAAGCUAAAGAUCGCUACAUUGUCGCUCAAAAGCUCCGCCAACAUUGCCAGGACCCUGAAAAGCUUCCGAUUUUGAUCUUCCCGGAGGGGACGUGUAUUAACAACACUUCUGUGAUGAUGUUUAAAAAGGGAUCCUUUGAGAUAGAAACUACCAUUUAUCCCAUCGCCAUGAAGUACGACUCCCGAUUCGGUGACGCAUUCUGGAACAGCUCUGAACAAUCGUGGUGUGGAUACAUCAUGCGAAUGAUGACAUCCUGGGCGAUCAUCUGCAACGUCUGGUAUCUGCCACCAAUGACCAAGAGAGCCGGUGAAGAUGCUGUCGAAUUUGCCAAUCGGGUCAAGAAGGAAAUUUCUAACAAGGGAGGACUUGUCGAUUUGGAAUGGGAUGGAGGUCUCAAGCGAGCCAAGGUUCCACCAAAGCUUGUCGCAAAGCAACAGGAGAGAUAUGCCAACCGCCUCUCCAGAUAUACAUCGGUCUCGGAAGUUGUCAAGAACGAAGAUGUGGAAGUUGCACUGGACUGUAAGUGGUUAUUUGUUUUGAACAAUUCUUUGAAACCUUUCUUUUCAGUGGACAAAUCAGUUUCCGGCUACAACUCCCUUGAAGAUCUCCCUGAAGAUGUUUUUGUCGACGAGGAGGAGGAGGAGGAUGAAACCUUCGAUGCUAGCGCUGAAAAUAUCGAGAACGAGCCAGAUGCAACGAUUAAAAAUAAGCUUGUAGACACAGCUUCCCUCGUGAAGCUUUGA